AUGGAACCAGUUGCUAGACAUUGCAUAGUUCAGGUGUCCAGGGGGGUUUGCUAUGAGGUUGAGUUAAAUGGGGAUCAAGUGCAAGUUGACCUAGGCUUGAGGACAUGCUCCUAUUACCAUUGGGAGUUGACUGGGAUUCCAUGUGUACAUGCAUUUGCAUGUAUUCUGGACAAGAGGGUGGACCCAGAUGACUAUGUGGAUGGUUAUUACAGCAGGGAAACCUAUAUGCUAGCCUAUGAGGAUGCUAUAAAGCCUAUGCUAGGCCCAAAGCAUUGGGAGAAGAUAGACCUUAGACAACCACUCCCACUACCUCCAGUUAGAGUUAUUCCAGGAAGGCCUAAAUCAAAGAAGAGGAAGCUGGAAAAGGGAGAGAGAGCAAAAGAGCCCCAACCUAAGUCCCAAAAGUUGCAGAAAAGGUGCAAGAAGUAUGGACAACUUGGUCAUUAUGCCAAGACUUAUGGAAAUGAACCUAGGAAAGCACCAUCAACUUCUGAGCCAAAAAAAUCAACCAAACCAGUCCUGAACACUCCAUGA
Molecule: messenger RNA, 534 nt
Organism: Chenopodium quinoa (quinoa)
Lineage: Eukaryota; Viridiplantae; Streptophyta; Magnoliopsida; Caryophyllales; Amaranthaceae
Exons: 1
Coding region: 1-534 (177 amino acids)
Molecular function (GO): zinc ion binding
Source: RefSeq, a predicted model, not a curated record